AUGAUGUCCUAUGGGGACAGAGUGGGGGGACCGGCUGUCUCCCCACUUCCAGUCCGUGGGAGACACGUGGUGCAUGGGACGGCCUUUGCUUAUGUGCCCAGCCCACAAGUCCUUCACAGGAUUCCAGGGACAUCCACCUAUGCAUUCUCCAGUCUAAGCCCAGUGACCCUCACAGAGCACAGUUGUCCCUAUGGGGAGGUUCUGGAAUGCCAUGACCCACUACCUGCCAAGCUGGCCCAGGAAGAGGAGCAGAAGCCAGAGCCCAGGCUGCCCCAGAAGUUGCGCCAGGCUGGCACAAAGAUCCUCAAGGUCCCGCUGAUGCUGGGCUUCCUGUACCUCUUUGUCUGCUCCCUGGACGUGCUCAGCUCCGCCUUCCAGCUAGCCGGAGGGAAGGUGGCUGGUGAUAUCUUCAAGGACAACGCCAUCCUGUCCAACCCAGUGGCAGGGCUGGUGGUGGGGAUUCUGGUGACGGUCCUGGUGCAGAGCUCCAGCACCUCGACAUCCAUCAUCGUCAGCAUGGUCUCCUCUGGCUUGUUGGAGGUGAGCUCUGCCAUUCCGAUCAUCAUGGGCUCCAACAUUGGAACCUCGGUCACCAACACCAUUGUGGCUCUAAUGCAGGCAGGGGACAGGACUGACUUCCGGCGGGCUUUUGCAGGGGCCACAGUGCAUGACUGCUUUAACUGGCUGUCUGUUUUGGUCCUGCUGCCGCUGGAGGCUGCCACGGGCUACCUGCACCAUGUCACUGGGCUCGUGGUUGCCUCCUUCAACAUCCGUGGUGGCCGAGAUGCCCCUGACCUUCUCAAGGUCAUCACAGAACCCUUCACAAAGCUCAUUAUCCAGCUGGACAAGUCUGUCAUCACCAGCAUUGCCGUGGGGGAUGAGUCCCUGAGGAAUCACAGUCUCAUCCGGAUUUGGUGCCACCCAGACCCACCAGAGGCUUCCACUUCUAUGUCCAGGAUAGAGGCCAACAUCAGCUUUGCAAAUGCCACCGUGGGGAAAUGCAACCAUCUCUUCGUGGACACUGGGCUGCCGGACUUGGCCGUGGGGCUCAUCCUGUUGGCUGGCUCUCUGGUGGUUCUGUGCAGCUGUCUCAUUCUCCUUGUCAAGAUGCUCAACUCUCUGCUCAAGGGCCAAGUGGCCAACAUCAUCCAGAAGGUCAUCAAUACGGACUUUCCCUCCCCCUUCACCUGGGUCACGGGCUACUUUGCCAUGAUUGUGGGUGCCAGCAUGACCUUUGUUGUCCAGAGCAGUUCUGUGUUCACCUCAGCCAUCACUCCACUCAUCGGCCUGGGUGUGAUCAGUAUUGAGCGCGCCUACCCUCUCACCCUGGGCUCCAACAUUGGCACUACCACAACGGCCAUCCUGGCAGCGCUGGCCAGCCCCAAGGAGAAGCUAUCCAGCUCCUUUCAGAUCGCCCUCUGUCACUUCUUCUUCAACAUCUCGGGCAUCUUGCUGUGGUACCCACUGCCCUGCACACGCCUGCCCAUCCGCAUGGCCAAGGCGCUGGGCAAACGCACCGCCAAGUACCGCUGGUUUGCCGUCCUCUACCUCCUCGUGUGCUUCCUGCUUCUGCCCUCACUGGUGUUUGGCAUCUCCAUGGCAGGCUGGCAGGCUAUGGUCGGUGUGGGAGCACCCUUUGGGGCCCUGCUGGCCUUUGUGGUGCUCAUUAAUGUCCUGCAGAACCGAAGUCCUGGGCACCUGCCCAAGUGGCUGCAGACAUGGGACUUCCUGCCCCGCUGGAUGCACUCCUUGCAGCCCCUGGAUGGCCUGAUCACACGAGUCACCUUGUGCUACGCCAGGCCUGAGCCCCGUUCACCCCAACUUCCCCCCAGAGUCUUUCUGGAGGAGCUUCCCCCUGCCACACCCUCCCCGCGCCUCGCACUGCCUGCUCACCACAAUGCCACCCGUCUCUAG
Messenger RNA from Arvicola amphibius (Eurasian water vole), 1914 nucleotides. RefSeq names its product solute carrier family 34 member 1 (gene Slc34a1). NCBI's taxonomy places the organism in Eukaryota, Metazoa, Chordata, Mammalia, Rodentia, Cricetidae. The transcript has 12 exons. The record is from RefSeq and is a predicted model, not a curated record. Gene Ontology annotation, biological process: intracellular phosphate ion homeostasis; sodium-dependent phosphate transport. The coding region runs from base 1 to 1914 and encodes 637 amino acids. Gene Ontology annotation, molecular function: sodium:phosphate symporter activity. Gene Ontology annotation, cellular component: brush border; apical plasma membrane; vesicle.